Messenger RNA from Paraphaeosphaeria sporulosa, 1291 nucleotides. RefSeq names its product mitochondrial carrier. Gene Ontology annotation, molecular function: phosphate transmembrane transporter activity. Gene Ontology annotation, biological process: mitochondrial phosphate ion transmembrane transport. Gene Ontology annotation, cellular component: mitochondrial inner membrane. The transcript has 4 exons. Bases 52 to 1032 code for a protein of 326 amino acids. The record is from RefSeq and is a predicted model, not a curated record. Lineage: Eukaryota; Fungi; Ascomycota; Dothideomycetes; Pleosporales; Didymosphaeriaceae.
ACCACCAUCUCCACUCUGUCCUUUCUUCUCCAUCUCGCCGCCGUCGUCACAAUGUCUGCCCAGGCUCCCCCCACCUCCACCGGCUCCACCAAGCUCGAUGCCAUCAAGGCUACGGCCGCAGCUGCUAACCCGGCCAACCCCAAGGGUCUCGACCUUUACUCGCGAUUCGCUUUCGCCGGUGCCGUCUGCUGCGCUGUCACCCACGGUGGCUUCACUCCCGUCGAUGUCGUCAAGACCAGGAUCCAGCUCGACCCCGCGACCUACAACAAGGGCCUAGUCGGCAGCGCCAGGCAGAUCCUCGCCAACGAGGGUUUCGGCGCUCUCUGGACUGGUGUCGGUCCUACCUUCGCUGGUUACUUCCUCCAGGGUGCCUUCAAGUUCGGUGGAUAUGAGUUCUUCAAGCAGCAGUGCAUUAACCAGUUCGGCUACGAGACUGCCUCCAACAAUCGCACCGCCGUCUACCUCGCUUCGGCCGCUACCGCCGAGUUCUUCGCCGACGUCGCCCUCUGCCCCCUCGAGGCCACCCGUAUCCGUCUCGUCUCCCAGCCCACCUUCGCCAACGGCCUUGUUGGUGGCUUUUCCAAGAUCUUGAAGCAGGAAGGUGUCGGCGCGUUUUACUCUGGUUUCGGACCCAUUUUGUUCAAGCAGGUUCCCUACACCAUGGCCAAGUUCGUCGUUUUCGAGAAGGUCUCCGAGAUGGUCUACCAGUCCGUCGACAAGAGCAAGGCCUCCAGCGGCAUGCAGACUACCAUCAACCUUGGCUCCGGUCUUAUCGCCGGAUUCGCUGCCGCCAUUAUCUCGCAGCCUGCCGACACUAUGCUUUCCAAGAUUAACAAGACCCAGGGUCUCCCUGGAGAGGGCACCAUGACCCGUCUCAUCAAGAUUGCCGGUGAACUCGGCCUCCGUGGCUCCUUUGGUGGUAUCGGCGCCCGUCUCUUCAUGGUUGGUGGUAUCACCGCUGGUCAGUUCGCCAUCUACGGUGACAUCAAGAAGGCUCUUGGCGCCACAGGUGGUGUAGAAAUCUCGAAAUAGAGGGUGUUGGGCGAGGAGCAUGAGUGCCAGCCAUGAUACCAAGACAGCCAUGAAGCUUUUUGCGGGCUUCGGAACAACGCCAAAAGUAAUGAUCUGUCUUUGUACCUUUUUCUUGCAUAUGGAUUGCAUGGGUUUCUUCUUUAGCUUCAUGUGUUUGCGUAUAUUUGCAGUCAUAGAUUUUCUGCGCUGCCGCUAGACGUCGGACAAGCGGGCUAUGUAACAGUACGAGUGGUUGGGAACUAGCUGCACAAUAGACGGA